AUGGAUGAGGUGGGAAUAUCAAUAGCAGCAAAACUUGCUGAAUAUUUGGUGGAUCCUACUUUACGCCAAUUGCAAUAUUUGUUUUGCGUCGGAAAAAUCACCAGAAAUGUUGAGACCAAAAAGGAGGAAUUGGUACUGAGGCAGGGGAGGGUGCAGGAACGUGUUGAAGAAGCCAUUAAGAGGACUGAGAGGAUCGAUGAUGAGGUUAACAAGUGGAAGAAUGAGGUGGUGAGGCUCAUAGCAGAUGUGGAGAACUUGGUGCAAGAACUUAAUGCCAACAAUGGCUGCUUCCAAAGGUGGUGUCCUACUGGGAGGAGAUAUCAUCUCUGCAAAGUGUUGGCAAAGGCAACCCAGCGGAUGGCAGAGCUAAAUACAAAGAGUGAUCAGUUCGAACCAUUUUCGCAUCAUGUUAUUGUUCCAGAUAUAGAGUAUCACUCUUCUAAAGAUUUUAUGUUCUUCAAGUCAACAGAAAUGGCAUAUGAUCAACUAUGGGAGGCACUGCAAGAUGAUGAUAGCUCUAUAAUUGGGUUGUGGGGUAUGGGCGGUUCGGGCAAAACCACAUUGAUAAAGGAAGUAGGAAAGAAAGCCAAAGAAUUAGGGCUAUUUGAUCGAGUUAUAAUCACAACAGUUUCCCAAACUCCAAAUAUUAGGAAGAUUCAGGGUGAACUUGCAGACCUGAUGGGACUUGAGUUGAAGGAAGAAACUGAAGUGGGAAGGGCGAGAAGAAUUGCAAUGAAAUUACAAAGUCCAGAGGAGCGAAUUCUGAUUAUAUUGGAUGAUGUAUGGGCUAUGUUGAACCUUGAGGAUAUAGGGAAACCCUUUGGGGAUGAAGGUCCCAGAAAUUGCAAAGUCCUUCUUACCACACGUCGUCAAGAUGUAUGUAGUUUGAUGGAUUGCCAAAAAACUAUUCCAUUGGGUUUGCUAACAGAACAUGAAGCCUGGGAUCUAUUUCAAACUCAUGCUAAAGUAGAUGAUGGUGCUAGAAAAGUGGCCCAGGAAGUUGUUACGGAAUGUAAGGGACUACCCAUUGCAAUUGUGGCCAUGGGGAAGUGCUUAAGAAGAAAAGGACUUGAUGAGGUGAAUGUAGUAUUGCAUAGGUUAAGACAUUCGAAGCCAGUUGACGUGGAUAAGGGAGGGAGUGAUGCUUUUACUUGUCUGAAGUUAAGCUAUGAUUAUUUGGGAACUGUAGAAGCCAAAUCGUUGUUCUUGAUCUGUGCUAUGUUUCCCGAAGAUCAUGAAAUUAUCAUUGAAGAUCUUUUUAGAUAUGGAGUUGGGUUGGGCCUAUGCGAAGAUGCUGACUCAUUUGAAAUAGCAAGGAGCCAAGUUAUAGCAGCCAUAAAUGUUCUCAUUGAUUCUUCGUUGUUGAUGUAUUUUGUCAACUUCAAGAGUGAAAAAUCUGUGAAAAUGCAUGACAUGGUUCGCGAUGUAGCUUUGUGGAUAGCACCUAGAGAGCAUGGUACAAUUAUGGUAAACUCUGCUAAAGAAUUGAAUGAAUUGCUUGAAGAUGAAGCAGUAAAAGAUUGCUAUGCAGUAUCUUCAUGGAAGAAAAAAACUGAAUUGGUUAAAUUUCCUUCCCAAUUGGACGCUCCAAAGCUUGAGCUUCUGUUGUUAAAUUCGACCAAACCCUUGGAUUUAUCACAUGCAUCAUUUGAAGGUGUAAAAGGACUAAAAGUUGCAGCUUUGAUUGGCAAUCAGUUUGGCUAUUUGACUGAAUUAGUACCUCAUUCAGUGCAACAGUGGUCUAAUCUUCGAACAUUGCGCUUGGAAAGUUGGGAUUUAGGUGACAUUUCUUUUUUGGUAAACCUAAAAAGGCUGGAAAUUCUUGACUUGAAAGGCAGCAAAUUUAAAAAAUUGCCAAAUGGAAUUGAAAAACUAAAUCGUCUGAAAUUGCUCGAUUUGUCAUGGUGUGCAGCAGAAGAGUGUUUUUGUAAAGUAAUUGGAAGGUGUUCGCAACUAGAAGAAUUAUAUAUUUCUAGAAAUUUACGGCCUUCAGGAUACACAAUUUGUUAUGAAUGCUUCGUGGGGGCCCCAGCUCUCCCAAAGUUGAGAAGGUAUACAUUAGAAAUGGGGCAAUGCGCCAAGCCUAUGUUCUGGAAAAAAGGCUUCAGAGAGUUAUCCUUUGGGGAAUUAAAUAUCUCCAUUUCAAGUGCAAUGAUCAAGGAUCUUGCACAAAGAGCAACUGCAAUUGAAUUUUAUAACCUUCAAGGAGGCUGCAAAAGUUUCAGUCCAGAUGUGGUUCAAGCUGUAGGAGGCACGAAUGAGCUAAUUAAACUCUGUCUUCAACACUGUUCUGAGUUUGACUGCCUUACUGAUGAGACUAGUCCUCAUGAUGAAGACAUAGUUGUCCUUAGAUUGGUUGAAUUGGUGUUGAAGUAUAUGGAUAAUCUAAAACAACUAUGUCAGGGUCCUCCUAAUCGUAGCUUAUUCCUAAAUCUGGAAAGUCUAUAUAUAGGAAGUUGCCGUCAAUUGAUUAACAUGUUUCCUGCUAAUUGCAACUUAUGCAACCUUAAGGUCCUUAACAUUGUCAACUGUCCGAUGUUGACAUCUGUCUUCUCCAUCUCUGUUGCUUGCACUCUGUUAUCUCUAGAAAAACUCACAAUAGAAGGAUGUCAUGAAUUGAAGCACAUAAUUGAGGGAGAGGAUGGCGUUGAUAUAUGGGAGGAUCCGAGAUUCCCAAAAUGGGAAGUUCUAUCUGUUUGUGAUUGUAAGCAAUUAGAAUCUAUUUGCCCAAGCUUCUGCGUCCAAGGGUUUGUGCAAUUGAAAUCUUUAUUCAUAAGAGAUACUCCUCAGUUGAAAUUUUUAUUUGGUGAACAUAGUGAAGAAACAUCCAUACGUGAUGAAAAUGAGACUAAGAUAGUGCUUCCACUUUUAGAAGAACUCAGAUUGGAGUACCUCCCAAAUCUACUCAGAAUUUGCUCAGAAAGCCAUCAUCUAUUGUGGCCAUCUAUAAAGAAAGUAAAAUGGACAGGCUGUCCAAGAUUGAAUGCUUCAUGUGAUCCUCUCAUUAUUGAUUCAGAACUAAGGCAAUCAGGUCCAAAUAUGGAGUCUCAUGCAUAUAAUGACCAGCAACCGAGAGUUGGAGAAUCCAGGCCCGUAGCAGCUAUUUCAAAUGUUGAAAGCAUUGUCUUUUUCAAUUGUGGGGUAGUAUCUACAUUUAUCCCAAAAGUUCCAAUAUUCCAAUGCCUUAAACAAUUGUCUGUGGAAGGAUGUGGAAAUCUGAAAUUUGUUUUCUCAGCUAGUAUCUGUCAAAGCCUUCCAGAGUUAACUUCUAUAACCAUAUCUUGCUGUCACGAGAUGAAGGAAGUCUUUUUGGGAAAUGAAGAAACUCAGGAGAGUCUAUCCAUAUAUCGACUUUGUCUGCCAAAUUUACAGAGUCUGGAAAUCAAACAGUGCAACAAGUUGAAAAGGAUUUUUUCCUUUAUGGUUACUGAUGAUGCUAUCUUAAUGUUUCCAAAACUAAGAAUUCUAAGCAUAUCAAAAGCUUCACAAUUGGAAGAAAUGUUCAGAUGCUCAAAUAUUGAAGACCAUGUUAUUGACAGUGAAAAUGAAAUCAUGUUCCCAAACUUGGGAUUGAUAACACUUGAGGAGUUGCCGAGACUUGCUAAUUUCUGCCAAGGGUUCAAGUUUCAAAUAUCUAUGUAUUGCAGUGUGUUGGUAUAUGAAUGCCCAAAACUGGUGCCAAAUGUGGGGUCGAGUGCCAGGUGGGGUGUAGUGAGAUUUGUUAGGAAGCAUGUGUUGAAAUGCUGCCAAUUAGACAAUAAUGAGGGUCUCUCUCCGCCACUUCUUAUUCUAAAUUCAGAAGAACUGGAUGAUUUAAGUGUUGAAGUGCAAGACUUCUGUAGAGUCAUCGGUGACGAGGACUCAGAGAUGGCCGGUUUAUAUCAAACACUUAAGGGUCUUACUCCCACUCAAGGUUUGAGUUUCCAAUUUCUUCAUUCUUUGGAAGUCGUUCGAUGUGGAAAGUUGAAGUUUUUAUUCACUGCAAGCACCAUUGUCCAUAACAGCCUUCCCAAAUUGAAAUUCCUAACCUUAUCUCAUUGUGAAGAAUUGGAGGAAAUAAUUGCAGACAAUGAGGAGCCUCGAAACACAUCUAAUACUCAAGUUUGCUUCCCAGAACUACGAGAGUUGGAGGUUCAAAGGUGUAACAAGCUCAAAAGACUCUUUCCUACAACCAUAAACACCAUUCUUCCACAGCUUGAUUCUUUGUUGAUAACUGAGGCUAAUCAAUUAGAAGUGAUAUUUGGACAUGAAAGGGAAGAUGAUGCUAACGAUGGAGAGAAAAUUGUGCUUCCAAGCUUGAGAAACAUAAAGCUCAGAAAUUUGCCCAAUUUCGUCCGUGUUUGUCAAGGAUUUCAGUUUGAAGCAGUGCAGCUCUCCAGCAUCAACAUAUGCAAAUGCCCCAUGUUUCUUGAUCCAAUUUUUGGAUCAACUCAAAUGGUUUCACUUCAACAAUGGAAAUCAAUGGAUUCUAGAGGAGUUGAAGAUUUCCAAACUGAGGCAAGUGUAGAAAAAGAGUUUCAUGCCAGUGAAGAAAAGGGGAAGAUCAUGAUCUCAGAAGUACAUUCUUUGACUUUGAGGCAUUCAGCUAACCUCAUAACUUCUUUGUGGGAGGGUCCCACUUUAAUCAGCUUCCAAAAUCUUGGACAGUUAAAUGUGUUCGGAUGCAGAAGAUUAAAGUCUAUCUUCCCUUGCACUGUGAUCAAAAGCCUUCCAUGUUUAGGCUCUCUGACCAUUAUUGAAUGUGAAGAGUUGGAGGAAAUCAUAUCAGCAAAAUGGGAACAAGAGUAUGAUCACUUUCCAAAUUCUUCCUUGUGCUUCCCAAGACUUGACAGUCUUGAAGUCUCUAGAUGCAGAAAGUUGAAAUGUCUCUUCUCUCUGCCCUCUAAUGGUGAUUUUGCAAAGUUGGAAGAUCUGAAAAUAAAAGGGUGCUCUCAACUGGAGCAAGUUUUUAGUUGUGAACUUGAAAUCCAUGAGGAAGAGUCCAACAAGAACCUGCUUCCAAAUCUCAGAUAUCUUCUACUUAAAGACUUGCCCAAACUCACUCACAUUUGUGCGAGUUUUCCUUCUCUGUUAAAGUUUUUGCCUCUGAGGAUCUUGGAAGUUGAGGAUUGCCCUGUGCUCCAAAACAGAGAUAAUGUUGAAGAAAGUGGAUGCUAUGAUUCAGAUGGUUUUUAUGACGACGACUUUAUAGCAUUUGAGACUACAAAUCAAUUUCUUCAAGGGAGGCCUCCCCAACCGCCCGCUUCGAUGGUUCUUGAUACAAUCGGUUGUGUCGACGGAUGUUUUGAGAAGAAGGAAAGUUCUAGAAGCUACCACAACCUUAACGGGGCUCGUCCUCUAACAUUGGUGGCAGCGUCGUCGUCGUCCUCACCUUACUCAGAUGUUCAGUCCUUGGCCAUAGCUCUUGCUCUUUGCUUUUCCUCUUAAUCUGUGGGACAAGUUUGAAAUUGUGUGGCUGUACGUGUUACUGUCAUGGGGGAUUUUUUUGCAAAUUGAUUCAUGUACUUUGAUACCUCUGCCUCAUUUUACUUUUCUGUAUAAAUGUUUGCAUCUUUCAAGAACGUUUUAAUCAACUGAGAACCUUCACUUAUCCA
Molecule: messenger RNA, 5594 nt
Organism: Neltuma alba
Lineage: Eukaryota; Viridiplantae; Streptophyta; Magnoliopsida; Fabales; Fabaceae
Exons: 6
Coding region: 1-5427 (1808 amino acids)
Molecular function (GO): ADP binding; ATP hydrolysis activity
Source: RefSeq, a predicted model, not a curated record